This is a messenger RNA of Tetrahymena thermophila SB210, 846 nucleotides long. Its product is annotated as transmembrane protein, putative. The record is from RefSeq and is a predicted model, not a curated record. Lineage: Eukaryota; Ciliophora; Oligohymenophorea; Hymenostomatida; Tetrahymenidae. The transcript is spliced from 4 exons.
AUGACAUUUUUCCCUUACUUAAGAUGCUAGAUAAGAAAAAUAAUUUAUUUAAUAGUUUAAUAUAUUUAUUUCAUUUAUUAAUUUUAAAUAAUUAACUAAUUAGUUAAUUUACUUAAUCUGCAUUAAAUUAAAUUUUAGCGGUAAGAUUUGUAUUUAAACAAUAUAAUUUGUUAAAUAAUUGAAUUUUUAAGAUAAUUUUUAGGCAUGAAAUAAGUAGAACAUAUUGAGAACAAUCAUUUAAUAUCUUUCAAAAACAUUUUUUCUGUAGAUAGCGAGCUACAAAUCGCAAAAUAAAUCUCAGAAGAAAGACUAAAGCUCUAAAAUAAGUUAAAAAAAGAGGAAUUAAAGCAGACAAAUUUAUUAAAAUAAAUUUUAAUCUAAAACGAAGAUGAAAUGAAGAAAAUAUAGUAAUUAAGUAUACAAAAUGAAAAUAUAGCGAAGUAGAUACAUGAAAAUCUAGAAAUAGAUAAUGGACUUGAAAAUGCUAUUAAAUAAAAACAAGAUUAAAUAAACAUGCUAAGAUAAGAGUAUCAAAAAUUAUGUGAAUAAAAAAAUGCUAUCCAGGAUCAACAUAUUAGUCAGAAAAAUGAAAGAAAAAAUGAGUGCUUAAACUAAUAAAAUAUAAAUUAAUUAUUGGUGAAAUACACAAGAUUGAAAUUUGGCUAGAUCAAUGAAAAUUACAUAAUUGCAUACUAUCUAAAUAACGAUUAAUAGACAAUACCUAUCUGUAUUGAGAGAGAGAAAAAUAAAAAUAAAAAUACUAAUGAAAAAAUUUAUAAAACUAAUGAAGAAAUUACUUAGGAAUUGCGCUAAAGGGUUGAAGAAAUAUAAACUUCUUACAUUUGA